GAGGGGGAGAGAAAAACCCCGCUGCGCAUGCGCAGUUCGGGCAAAGGCAGCGAAUCCGUGCUGGGAAAGCGCAUGCGCUUUCCGUACCGCGUUGACGUCGGGAGGGGGUCUUUGGCCCGCAGCCCUUUCCAACCGGCAUCGCGAGGUUAAAGAAGCUAAUCCACGUGAGGCCCCGCCUCCCAACAUGGCGCCCACGAGAGGAAUAGGACCACGACUCCCAGAAACCUUCGCGCCACGGACCGUUCCCCACGCCGCGCUUAAAGGCGCCGUCCCGAUUCUGCCUUGCGUCAUCUAAGCGCGCCGCUUUUGUCUUCGCAGCGGGAGCGUGCCUGGGUCAGAUCCGGUAUCUUCGCGCACGCAACGUGUGAAUGUGGGACAAUGCAGGGGGACCCAAAUCCCCCCGAGUCCCUCAUUGACAGGACCAUCAGGAUGAGGAAGGAAACGGAGGCAAGGAAAGUCCUCUUGGCCUGGGGAUUUCUCAACCUGUCACUCGCUGGCAUGAUCUACACGGAAAUGUCUGGAAAACUGAUAAGUUCCUAUUACAAUAUUUCGUGCUGGAUCCUCUGGUAUGUUGCGGUCCAGACUACGCCGCCGCGCGAGCUGAUGCCCAAGAAAACGCCCCCUUCGCCCCCUUCCCCUCCCAUCCAGGGGCAGAGUGUCCUGAGCUACAGUCCUUCCCGCUCCCCCAGCACCAGCCCCAAAUUUGCGACCGGUUGCAUCUCCGGAUACAGUCCCCAGCUGCAGGCCUUGUCGGGAAGCAGCGGGUCCUACGGUACGGCGUCGAGUUACUCUCCGGGAAGCAACUACAGUAAG
Molecule: messenger RNA, 813 nt
Organism: Thamnophis sirtalis
Lineage: Eukaryota; Metazoa; Chordata; Lepidosauria; Squamata; Natricidae
Source: RefSeq, a predicted model, not a curated record